Astrephomene gubernaculifera is the source of this 6556-nucleotide messenger RNA. The record is from the annotation of a GenBank genome assembly. Lineage: Eukaryota; Viridiplantae; Chlorophyta; Chlorophyceae; Chlamydomonadales; Astrephomenaceae.
CAAUCAUUUGCGAUGUAUUACGUAUCCGUGCGUCUUUCCUUCGGUCUACUACUACCUUUUGCGGCUGCUUCCUUUAGAGCUAGCGGGUUGCACCCACGGGGUGUACAAAACAAGUUUGACCCUGGCAUUUCAUUUCGGUGGUUUUACAGCAACCUUUUCAUAUGAAAGCUGCAAUAGUAACCUGCUCUAGAGGGGCGACGCUUCCUUACGGCGGUCGGCUGCACAUUUCGGAUGUGCUUCGUGAGCUUAGCGUCCCUGCAUUGGAAGCUUUCGUUGAAGCUUUGCGGAAGUCGAAGGACGUCCAAAAUGCACGCCUGGCUUGUCGCGAGUUGCGCGACGUAAUUGACCAAAACAUGCGGGAAGUUAAGCUGAACGUACGGCAUCAAGACCAGAAAACCUGGGAGCCAAGCGUUGUGCCAAGCAUGUCACGUUGGCACCUUUGCAGCUCUGUAACCCUCAACAUCACUGGUGCCGAGGCUUUCGAUCAGGCGCAGGUCGCGCACAUCAUCUCAACAUGCUUCCAGUGCCUUAAACGUGCACCGCGGCAGACCCGGAGGCGUAUUAAGCGGCUGACGCUGCAGCUGGAGCCGCGGCUGCGCGACACAGACGACGAGCACAUGGAGACUGUCUUGUCAGCGCUGCUCCUGAGGCUGCCGGCACUAGAGGAGCUGGAGCUGCACGGACUAGGUGGCAUGAUGUACAAUCCGAUGGCACAGCGGUCCAUCUUCGACAGCCUUGCCUCCCUGCGACACCUCCAGCGACUUACCCUGCCAGGCGACGUGCUCGAGUACCUUGACGUCUUGGCUGGCAGCAACAGCAGCUUGAGGUGCCUGCAUGUAGACGGCGGUGCAGGCGCUACUGAGGACGUACAGCUGGACCCCGCCACGUUCGACUCCAUCAGCCAGCUAUCUUCGCUGCAGGAACUGCGCUUGGAGAGGUUUAUCAUUGCAGAUGAGUUUGAGGAGUCUUUCUAUACGCCCAAAGGCCACUCCUCACUGCGGCUUUUGCUGCGCAGCCUGCCACCCUCACUGCAGCUGCUGCAGCUCCACUACUGCGAUUGCUUGGCCGCCAGAGGAGUCUCCCUGGACCUCCGACUGGACGCGGGCCGUGUCCGCGAAGCAGAACUACCGAUGCAGGAUACUGACCUAGAUUUCCUAGCAACCAUACUUGGCCCUGGUGGUUUGAUGCCGCUCCUGCUGGGAGAGGGCACGCAGGGCACACAGCAGCGGCCUCCACAGCCGCAGCAGCAGCGGCGGCGCUUGGAGCGAUUCCGUAUCAAUACCUUGGUAGAGGUGGAAGAUAAGGACCCGCUGCCUGAGGAUAAGGUGGAUUCUCUCAAGGCGCUGGGACGUAGUGUUUUAAAGCUGGAAAUCGGUCGUGUCAGCACAAACGUCUACGUGAUGUCAAAUCGAUUGCAGCAAAUCCUGGAGCUGCAACCUGCGCCGCAGCGGUUUGAACUAGAGAUCCCUAUGUACGGCGAAAACAAAGACCUGCCUGAUGACGACCCCGAUACCUUUCCGAUCAUGAUACGGAACGUACGGCAGGCGACAAGUAGCAUCAUGCAGCAGCCAGUGGCUGAGGCAAGCGGGGCCGUCGGCGGCCAAUCCGCUCCCCCCUCCCUACCUGCGCCACCGCAACCAGCAUCGCCGCCGCCGCCGUUGCCCUCCACGCGAGAGCUGAUCCAGCGCAUGGUGCCACACAUGAUGACUGGACCUGCUGCUGUGGCGGGGCCAGCAGCGGAGGGUACGCAGCACUCCAGCCUUGCUAUGGCCACUGGAGCAGGGGCGGCAGCGCCGACCACUUCUGCCCUCCCCGACUGGAUGGCCACUAGUCCGCAAGUGCUGCUGAUGAAGGGCCCGUUCAUGGCGUUGCUGGCCCAAGAUGAAGGCUUGCUGGAGCAGUGGUUGAAGACGUUGGAAAAGCGGGCAGCCGCCCUUACCGCGUGUGGUGGCGUCGGCGGAGGACGACGCUGCAUUGUUCGGUAUCUGGUUCUGCCAUCCACCGACGCUGUGCUUGUGGGGUGUAACCCGGGUACCGCUGCAACAGUACUGCAGGCGGCGACAGCAAUCAUGCAAGCAGCGCAGGGAGUGGCAGCCUCCACUGCAGCAACAGCAGCAGCAGCUGACGCCUCACUGCAGGUGUUGCCAGUGGCGCUGAGGGAGGCUCCCUCGCGAUUCUUGGAGGGGUUCCUCGCGCACUUCUUCUUGACUGUCUUUGAGCAGGUGGUGCAGGAGGCGUGGGACGCCGCAACGGAAGCAGGCGGUCCCGAUGUGCUGCGGCGGCAGCUGGAGUGGCUGCUGGGGCUGAUGCAUGAUGUGUGGGACUUGAUGCCGCUGUCCAGACCGCUAGAUUAGUUGCCGGGAGGGGGGGGGGCUCACCUUGCCUCGCGGCUUGUAGCGUACAUGCUUGCUGGGGCCGUCGGCGAGUGGACAUGGGGGCAGGGAAUGAGAGGGGUACCGGUAUGCAUGCAUGUAUGCAUCCGUCGUGACGAUUUGUGCUGUGGGCGUGAUACUUGUGUCGCAUUCACACCUACCUUUUGCGGUGCUACAGCGGGCACAUGGUUAUGUGUGCAUAUAUAGGAUGCCGGAGAUGUGCAGUUGGGACGGAAGCGGGAGCUUCAUUUCGGGGAUGCUCGUCCUUCACACUAGGGAGGUCGCUUCAGGGCCUUCCGGGGUUAGGAGAGUGCCCUCCUAGCAAGUGUGGAAAGGAGCAACGGGAGGUGACGGCAAUGCAUGCAUAUAUCACAAUUACUGUACGGCAACGUUGUUUCUAUCAAAGAUGUGAGGAAUGGUGUUCUUGGCCAUUCUCAGGACCUUUGACCUUGCUCGUGGCAUGCUGUACGACUGUGUUCGUGGGUUUGGGGCGUAUUGGCUCGGCAAGCCGGUGUGUCGCGUGCCUGGUUGUGAUCGCUGCAGAGAGAAGGCGUAUGGUAGGAGUUGUGGUACAGCAGGGUAAGGUUAUCUACACCGCAACAACACCAAUGAUGGUGCUUCGGCGGCAGCUUGUGCAUGCCAUACUGCGAGCUGCUCUUGACAAACGAAAGCAGUAGCCGCAUUUAGGGAAUGGGGCUAUCGGUGGAAGGGUUGCUUCUUGAAUGAAUGAUCGUGUCAAUGGUUCCGAUGGUGCUUCUUAUCAUCUUAUGGUCAGCUGCCCCAUGCGCCCGAGGCCUGCAGGAUGACAGUAUGACACCCUGCAAGGCACAAGCAAUUGUCAACGGGUUACGGGGGCUCGGCUGGGCCCUGGCGUGCUGGCUCCGCACUUAUCUCCUGGAUAAAAAGGAGAAAGCAUUCUUGCUGCAGUGUAGUGAAAUGUCCAAAACCCACACGAGGAGCAGGAAGCAGCGUGAGCGUGGGGUAGUCGGAGGCUACCAGCACGCGGAUGUGGGGGUUAGCGUUUAGCUUUGUAACUUGAGUACCGUUUUCACGCGGCAGCAGGCUGGGAUGCAAGCCAAUAUGUUGGGGGCCUGGCGGUUGAGGGUGUUGUGGCGGCAACUGCAGUGGUCGGGGGGACUGCGGUAUAUGGUUCUUAGGCCAGCUCUUGAAGCUUGACUUUCAUUGAAGUCUCUUGCAGUUUGAGGGUAAAUUGACCAGCAAGACAUGCAACGGAUGCAAGCAGUGUUGCACAUUUACAGUAGAAUCCACGUAUCUUAGUGACAGUCGUACGCAAGCUCGUUGGCUGGCUUACUCCUGCAACAUGUAGAAUAAGAUUAACAUUGUAUGCAAAAUUUUUUUACGUCCAUCGGGCCGCUGCACUGUUGAUGGUACUUGUGGCUGCUUCCAGCUUUCAACCCACGGUGUGUUUAAAUCCGAAACUUGGCUUCGGCAAUUAGGCUUCGGUGAUUAGUAUACUUCGCAGUAUGCGAGCUGCAAAAGUUAGCUCUGUUGGGGCAACGCAUCCUCGCAAUCGUCAGCUGCACCUUGCGGAUGUGCUUCGUCAGCUUAGCGUUCCUGCUUUGGGGGUUUUCUUAGAUACCUUGCGGAUUAAUAAUGAUAUCAAGAAUACUCGCUUGGCUUGUCUCGAGCUGCGCGACGUAAUUGAUCAAAACUUUCGGGAAAUUAAAGUUUAAUUUUGGCGUCAAGCAAAAAUGUGGUUUUGGAGCGCCUUAAGCCCGCAUCAGGUCGAUGUACGGCGUUCCUGGUUGACUGUUUACUGCUGGAGUUGACUUGCUUACUGGCUCUUUACUCCUAUGUUGCUGACGCUGUCUACUUGCUGGCUGUUUAGGGCCGCGGUUGGUUGAUCUUUAGGCGCCUCCGUAAGAUUUUAGUUUGCUACGGCGAUUAUGCACCUCUUACGGCAGCAGACAGGGCCUCUGGUAACAACACAGAGAAAAGAACCCCCAAGCAGCUGAGGCCCAUCUAAAUAAGUCAACGCAACUCCGCAAUGACCGUUAGCCAUACAGUACCAGCCAUGCCGCAACAACAUAAAUAACGAAGAAUUACGCGCACGUUUGGGCUCGCGCAGCCUUAUGUGCAAAUGCUGAGAAACGUGGAAGCCAUGACAGCUCGGAACCGCAGCCGCGCCAGCCAGGCCCUGCAGUCACUUCUGUUUGCGCUAACCAGUGACAAUGAAACGCAGUUUAUGGCAGGUACGGAACUAUGGUAAACUAUGGCAGCCGGAACACUUCCGCGCCUUCACGGCCUCCGCAACGCUAGCUCAAGGCCCUUCGACUGCCGGGUCGGCGCCCGCACCGGCACUCCGCCGGCAUCCAUACGUCGAUUUCCGCAGCUUUCCAGAGCCCGAGGGGCCGCACAGCACGCAGUGUUCGCUCGCAGCGACACUCGCCGCAGGCCCUGCGUGUGCAGGGGGAGGCAGCACGCCCAGCCACCCAGCUCAUUUAGGGAUGAGGCAGCGGCGGGUGCGCCGCCGCUUCUGAAAGCGACUGCAAUGGUGAGUCCUGCCCUCCGGUCGACAGGCCUUAGGGGGCUGCGUGAUGUGUCGUCACCCUGCCGUCGGGGGAGACGAGGCGCAGGUACCGCGAGAAGGGCCCGCCCGACUGCGCCGCGAGCGUAAAGGGUGUGCAUGCCGCGAGAAGGGCAUUGCGCUGUGUUGUUACCCCUCCGUCGGGGGAGAGAGGCGUAGGUACCGCGAGAAGGGCCCGCCCGACUGCGCCGCGAGCGUAAAGGGUGUGCGUGCCGCGAGAAGGGCAUUGCACCGUGUGUUGUCACCCUGCCGUCGGGGGAGACGAGGCGCAGGUACCGCGAGAAGGGCCCGCCCGACUGCGUCGCGAGCGUAAAGGGUGUGCAUGCCGCGAGAAGGGCAUUGCAUUGUGUCGUGUGAUCUAUGUAUUGGCUUGACCACCUGCCAUGACCUGUAUAUUGCCGUGACCACCUGCCGAGGCCUUGUGUACUGAUGUGUUCUUUUCUGGAAGCCACCGGGCGUGCGGGACCUCCUGCUGGUUACCCCGGGCUGCCGACCGCCUCGGCAGCCAAAGCGGGCCGCGCGCGUCGCGGCUCCCCCCCUCUACGCUGCCCCCCUUCCCCUAGCGCCCCAUUCCUCCUCGCAGGCAAUUGAGAGGAAGACAUGCGGCAGAUGCGUGGGUCCAAUCCAGCUGGCACGGGCCUGGCGACAGACCGCCGCGCAAGACAGCAUGGCGUCAGUGCGGCGUCCAUUUCCCUACCUCUCGCAACGCUGCGGCACGGGAACCACUUUUCCAGCCACCAUGGUAACCUCAACAGCAGCCGGGCUCACGGAGCUGUACGACCCUCACGCGCCCACGUGGGACGGUGCCAACUGCUGCGUCGUCUCAGAUCAUGACUGGGUGGUGGGGGAUUCUCAGAGUAGUAACCCUCACCGACGCAGCGGCCUUGUUGCAGCCGGGGGCGCAGGCGGAGGUGCAGGACGAGAGGACCUGACAGCGACCCUGCAGCUGCGGCCCGCCGCCUCUGGUGUUGCGGCGCUGCAGCGAGCUAGCCGGCCUUCGGGAAUUUGGAGGUCCACGGGUCCCUGGCUUCGGACGAGGAGAUCACGGAGCAAGACCAGAGUAGGGGGCUUUUACGGGCGAGGGGACCUUCGCGGUUGUGGGCGCCGCGGACCAGCUGGCUAUCAGCGUUUCUACAGCCACAGCGGGGCUACGGCUCAGUCGAGGCCGGUUAGUGACGCUAUUGCGUGUUCGUGGACCCACGGCUGUUGGUGAUUAGAGGCCACGUGAGCGUGCACCAGUAGAAUCCGCAUGCAGGAAGCGACCGAGUCGAACUGGGUUGGGGGGGUUGUUCGUGCACCUGCAUGCGGUUGCCUGUCCGGCAUAGUAGGCAGCGGCAUGGCAGGCACACCUGCGGGCGGCCCAGGCCGGCGCAGUGCAUUGUACUCCCCCAUUUCCAGUUAACACCCCUCUUUGGGCUUGGGGAUGGGUGCGUCGGAAUUAAGGCUAGCGGAGGCUGUAGGGGACGUGUUUGCAGACGAGCUAGGUGACGUAGGAAGUCAGGUCCUGACACCCUUGAAUGGUUGCGAGUUUUGUUUAGGGCUGCUGCAGUGCUGUGAGUAACUGUGCGUCUAGCCGGCACACGUGCUUGUAAGUUGUUAUAACUGGGUUACUUCGCGCCGUGCAUCCAGGGAGGGC